UAUUCCCCCAAAGCCAAAGGCAAGCCAUUCCCACUCCAAUUUGCCCUUUUUUUUCAUUUGCUUUCCCAUUCAUUCCAUUUUUCUUUCAUUUCAACCACAAACUCUCUCCCUCUUCCAUGGUUUUUUAUAUCCCAAACUUGAUUUCUUUCUCUCUUCAAUGGCUAUGAACACUUGUACUUUAUGUUUGGUUUCAGCCAUGGAUCGCCUUUGGUACCACCAAAUCAUUCUUUGGUCAGAUCCUCUAAGUUCUUCCCAUCUUCCUAAUUUUGACCAAACUUUGCCUUUCACGAAGUUUCCUUCUUGCCCAUCUCCCUCUUCACCUCUAACAAAUGAAACAAUUAUCCCCUCCUCUUUCUCGWCUCUCUCGGUUUCCUCUGUCRAUGAUAUCUCCCUCGACUCACASGAAGGUUGUAGUAAUGAUGAUGACAAAGAGAAAGAAGUUGAAAAGAGAGAAUCAACUGAAAAAAUGCCCAACAAUCUCAAAUCUUCAGUGGGGAUAAAAUUGAACAAAUCAAAAAGUUGUAGAAGUUUGGGAGAGUUGGAACUUGAAGAAGUUAAAGGGUUUAUUGAUUUGGGGUUUGAAUUCAAGAGAGAAAAUUUGAACCCUCAAAUGGUGACAUUACUUCCUGGUUUACAAAGACUUGGAAUUCCCAUAAACAAACGGAAACARCUUGAAGAAGAAAAUGAUGAARAAAAUGAUGAUGAAGAUCAUAAGAGAGAUAAAUCAAGGCCAUAUCUCUCAGAGGCAUGGACAAUAAAAAGACCAAAUUCUCCUCUUUUACAACUAAGGAUGUCAAAGGUUUCUUCGACCUCGGACAUGAAGAAACACCUCAAAUUUUGGGCUAAAACYGUUGCRUCUGAAAUUCAACAAGAAUCUUAAAACGCUCAUUUUAAGACUCUUUUCAAAUAGAAGUUUUUACUUUUGAUAAACAAAAAYUCAGUAGAAACAUGUUUGGAUAACUAGUCUUGAAAAACAGUUGUAUUUCAACGUAAUAAUAACACUAUCUAAUUAAGUCGUUUUGAAUAAAAUUUUGACCCUCCAUCAACUUUGUUCUUUCACCCUCCAAUUGUAAAGGAAUAAAAAUUGUACUUUUAUGUAUAGUUUUUUCUUUCACUUUUAUUUUAAGAAGAAAGUUUGUGUAGAGUUGUUGUAAGACAAAUGAAUAAUAAAUUAAUGGGAAAAAAGGCUAAGGAGCAAGUUGAGUUUACUCUUGAUUGAGUUUGUGUCACACAUCAUGAUKGAAUGGAAGCUCAUUUUUCCUUGCUUGUAAUUUUUUAAUUUUUAUAUGUGUUUUUUUUUUCAAGAUAAUGAUUCAAAUUUGGAACCUACCCCAA
Molecule: messenger RNA, 1335 nt
Organism: Momordica charantia (bitter melon)
Lineage: Eukaryota; Viridiplantae; Streptophyta; Magnoliopsida; Cucurbitales; Cucurbitaceae
Source: RefSeq, a predicted model, not a curated record